GUACCAUUAAAUUAUUUAAAGAGGGUGGAACAGUAGAUAUUUUGGUGAUACAACAUAAAAGUCGACGUAAAAGACGCCGAUCCUUGGGUGGCUAUUUUUGGAUAAUGAACCAGCAAGAAACGUAUAUAUCUCAGUCAAUUUUUCUUUUAAAAAUCAACAAUUAUUUCUGACUGGAGUAGUUAUUUAUUUCACAUUAAUUGUACCCUUGUCGUUUGCUGUUGAGUGACCCCUCCUGUCUUAUAGACGAUCUUGGUAGUUCUUAGCACGCAGCUUCUGUGUGUGACAACAGCUGAGGAUGUGGUAAAACAACACGAAUUUAAAAACUAACGGACAAGCAAAUUUGUUCGGCAUUGUGACGACAACCGUUCGUUAACAGGAGUGACAUCGAUGGAGGAAUAAGCCCCCAGUACUCAUGGAAACCCAGAGGAAGAGCUCUGGGGAUGAUAAUGGAGGUGAACGUGGCUUAGUGCACACCUGGAAGGGCUACUCCUGCAGUGUCACCCCUGACAGGCUCCUCCUACCACGACCAGUCCUUCAAGUUGCUCUUGGUACACAGCAUGGCGUUUUGCUGGUGGAAGGUGGACAGGUGUACAGUUUUGGAGAACUGCCGUGGAAGCAGAAUCAAGUCUCAGCAGGACCCAGCCUCGAGACCUCCCUCUGUGGCCAGAGAGUAGUGGCUGUCGCAGCAGGAAGUUUCCACUGUGGUGCCGUGACAGAAGAUGGCGGCAUCCACAUGUGGGGGGACAAUGGUGCAGGACAGUGUGGCCUGUUGGGUCUCAAUACUGUCUCCAAUCCUACUCCAGUGGCUCUGUUGGACUCAGACACCGGCCCCUCCCAGUCUGUUCCUGUCAUAGAGCUUGCCUGCGGGGAGCAGCACACCCUGGCCCUGUCUGUCCACCAAGAGGUGUGGGCUUGGGGCAGUGGGUGCCAGCUGGGCCUCGGCGCAACAACGUAUCCUGUGUGGAAACCACAAAAGGUUGAACAAUUGGUGGGGCGUUGUGUACUUCAGGUGGCCUGCGGGGCCUCACACAGCCUGGCUCUGGUGAGAUGCCUGGGCCCUCAGGACAACAGACGCCCUCCAGUGGACAAGUGCAAACAGUGUAACCAGCUGCUGUACACUAUGACAGAUAAAGAGGACCACGUCAUCAUCUCAGAUGGACAUUGUUGCCCCGUUGCUCAGGAAGUGACUGAGGAGGAAGGUAAAUUGGAGGCACUUGGCUCUGGACAUAGACUCAAAACAUCUCCAUCUGAGCCCAUCCUCCCCUCCCAGACGUCCACAUUAACCUCUGACUCCUCAGCCCGUGAUGGAAAUGCCGAGCCCUCGAACUCUAACCCCAUUCAGAAAGAAUCGGCCCUAGCUAACGGAGUGGUGCCGUGCACUGACUCUUGCCAUACGGCUGAGACCAAUGGCAGCAGUGGUGCUGUAUCACUGGUGAAGAAUUCACUCUACCCAGAUGAGCAGGCUGUCAAAGACUACCUGAAGAAACUGACAGACAACUCUCAGACUGAAGCAAAGUCCCCUGCUGGAGGACUGCACAGUCUGCUGUCUUCAGCUGGAGGCUUUGGUUCUACCUCCAGCUCCGCUCUCAACAACCUGGUGGCCUCAUGCGCCACUGCAGUGGGAGAAAGAGUUGUUUCCACCUAUGAGUCCCUCUCCCUUAAAAAGAUGAUGAACUACCUCCCCUCUGGGGUGUCUAGGCCGGUCGGAUUCACCGGUUCCAUUCCAGUGGUGGGUGACAACACUAUUGAACGUGUCCACCAAGAGGACUUCAUGCAGGGCAAGAAGAGUUCCAGCACAGGUGACAUCCGUGAGGAGGAGGCUGAGAGUGCACAGCGCCGCCUGUCACUGCCGGGACUCCUGUCACAGGGUAGAUACGCUGUUCACCUCUUAUCAUCCUCCUAUACUUUGCUGCUUUCCCCACGGCUGCUUAGAAAAAUCGGUCGCUCUAGGAUGCGUGCUGGUGCACUCACCCCACUAGGAGGAGCAGUCCCAGAGGCCCAGGAGAUGCUACCGACCCUGCAGACAGAGGUGUGGAGCUGGGGCCAAGGAGAACAUGGACAGCUGGGACAUGGAGAUAACCUGGGCCGUUCACAGCCUCUGUGCAUCAAGAGCCUAAACAGUAAGGAGGUGGUGCGAGUGACGGCUGGUGCUCACCAUUCACUGGCUCUGACCGCUCAGUCUCAGAUGUAUUCAUGGGGCAACAACAGCUCCGGUCAGCUCGGACACAUGGAGUCACCCACCACGUUCCCUCACCUUGCAAAGUUGUCCGAAGGUAUUCGUGUGUGGGACGCCAGUGCUGGAAUGAAGCACACCCUCCUGCUCGCAGAUGGCGACUGCAUCCAGCCUAUCAUUUACUACAGCGGCCAGCAGGUGAAAGAUGGAGAGGAGGAGGAAGGAGAGGCCAGGGAGGUGAGUCAACAAGAGGAAGGAGAUGAAGAGCAGGAGCGAGCCAGAGGUUUCACACCGCAGCCCGUACUUCUUCCUUUCUGCAUGAAUCUGGGUUACGUCAGCAAUGUGUUUGCUGGUGGUCGCCUAUGUGUGGCGCUCUCUGACAGGAAUGUUAUGGGCUUCAUUGCUACUCUCCAUGAGCUGGCUGCAGCUGAGAGGAAGUUCUACUGUAAGCUGAGUAGCAUCAAAACACAGAUAAUACGCCCCCUGCUGGGUCUAGAAUCUUUGUGCUCAGCUCUUGGUCCAGUGAUCUUCGGCCUCCUGCAGGCGCUGGUGAGCCGUUUCAGCCUCCUGAGUCACCUGUCAGGGCAGCAUGCCGCUAGCCUGACAGCCAACCUGCGCCGUGGGCGAGAUGUAAAAAAUCUGCUCAUCCUUGACUACACCAGCAUCUUCCUGGAGUCAUACAAUGAAUACUGCAGCUCUCUGGGAAACUUCCAAGUGGUGGGAGGGGCUCAAGCCUUGGCCAAACCCUCACUAGACGUCUUUGGAAAGAGUCCUGAGCUGCUGCAGAAGCUUUCUGAGUGCAGCGAGGAGAACGCUGCCGUGGCCGACCUCCUGUUGGCGCUAUUCUACCUCCCUACUCACCACCUUAAUGAAUACAGUCGACUGCUUCUAAAACUGGGCACCUGCUUUGAAGUGUUCUCGAGUGACUACCAGAAGCUACAGGAGAGCUGCUCUAAGUUUGAAGCCUUGGCUCUGCAGCUGAAGAGGACACGAAAAGAGGCCGAAUACACAUUUCACUUCUGGAAGAGCUUCCCUGGCAAAAUGACGGAUUCCCUGAGGAAGCCUCACCGUAGGCUCAUCUGUGAGAGCAGCAACAAGGCUCUGACGCUGCAGAACGCCGGGAGGUUUUCUGUCAACUGGUUCAUCCUUUUCAACGACGCCUUGAUCCACGCACAGGGCGUGGCACCUCAUAAAAACUUCUUCUCUACACAUCACAUCUUCCCGUUAACCACUCUGUGGGUGGAGCCUACUCCAGAGGAGAACACUGGCAUACAUGGUUUAAAAGUGAUCACACCGGAGGAGACCUUUACCCUGCUGGCCUCCUCACCCAUGGAGAAGGCCAAGUGGCUUCGCUCCAUCAACCAGGCUGUGGACCAGGCUCUGAGUGGGCAGACUGAGCAGGACAGCUCAGCUUCUGGACUGAAGUCGGAGCCUCCAGUCUCCAGGACAGCAUCCUACACGUUUUAUAAAGAUGGUCGUUUGAAAGAGGCCACAUACGAAGGUCACUGGCUCGCAGGCAAACCAAACGGCAGGGGAGUGUUAAAAUGGCCAGAUGGGCGGAUUUACACAGGGGAGUUCAAAAACGGACAUGAAGAUGGCUUUGGUGAAUUCAUUGCUACCAAUAAAACGCUCAACAAAAAAGAUCACUAUGAAGGUCAAUGGAAAGAAGGCAAGAUGCAUGGCCUGGGCACAUACAGGUACGCCAACGGUGAAAUUUAUGACGGUUCCUUCCAGGACGGGAUGCGUCACGGCCACGGCAUGCAGCGCACCGGCAAGCUUAACACUUCCUGUCCCAGUGUCUUCAUCGGACAGUGGCUGCAGGACAAGAAGACUGGAUAUGGAGUUUUUGACGAUAUCACAAAAGGAGAGAAACACAUGGGAACAUGGCAGGACAACCUGCGACAGGGCACCGGUGUGGUCGUCACUCAGUUUGGAUUGUACUAUGAAGGAGCGUUCAAAGAUAAUAAGAUGAUGGGAACUGGGAUCCUUCUGUCAGAGGAUGAUACAACAUUCGAAGGAGAAUUUUCUGAUGACUGGACCCUUAAUGGGAAGGGUGUGCUGACCAUGGCCAACGGUGACUACCUGGAGGGCUCCUUUGGAGGUGAAUGGGGCUCUGGUCUUAAGGUGACGGGAUCCUACUUUAAACCACACCUGUUUGACACAGACAAGGAGAAGAACGCUGCUGUGAAGCUGGGGCGUCUGUGUGUCUGUGCAGAGGACAAGUGGCAGGCAGUGUUCAAGGAGUGCUGGACUCAGCUUGGCUGUGAGGCACCAGGCCAGGGAGAAACCUGCAAAGCUUGGGAGAACAUCACAGUGACCCUCACCACCAGCCGACAGCAGAUGCAGGAGAGUCCAGAGAAUUUUUCCAAGACUCACAGCAAAACUCUGGAGAGUCUGGAGGUUAUCCCACAACAAGUGGGGCCCAUCACUAUGGAAAGAUACGAUACCGUCCGACUCUACCUCAUCAAAGCAUGUGACACCCCCCUUCAUCCCCUGGGCCGUCUGGUGGAGAACCUGGUUGCAGUCUACAGGAUGACCUACGUCGGCGUUGGUGCCAACCGCCGUCUUCUACUACAGGCCGUCAACGAGAUCAAGUCUUAUCUCAACCGUAUUUUCCAGAUUGUCAGGUUUCUGUUCCCUGAACUACCAGCAGAGGGUGGCCUCAUUCCAGAUCCAACCCCAGUCCAUCAGGUUCAGGAAGAGCCUGGCUCCACUGAUGCACCACUGGACUCACCCAAACCUUGCCGAGUGGUGAGUAAAUCUGCUCUGCUGCUUCCUGUCCUGCUGACUACCCCCCCCCACUCCACCCUCCACCCGCGAGACAAGGAGAAAGAAGACGGCGUGUAUUGGGAUUGUGUCCUUCGACUCAACAAGCAGGCUGACCUCGCCCUCCUCGCCUUCCUGGGCGUCCAGCAGAAGUUCUGGCCUGUUUCUGUUCCAGGAUCUAUUGGAGCAGCAGGAGAAAAUCAACAGGUUCUUUCUAACACCAAAGAUGCCUGCUUUGCCUCUGCAGUAGAAACUCUACAGCAAAUCAGCACCACCUUCACACCUUCAGACAAGCUGCAGGUGAUCCAGCUCACCUUUGAGGAGAUCACGCAGGACGUCCAGUCACUGCUGAAGCGGGACUUCCUGUGGUCCAUGGACGACCUCUUCCCUGUCUUUCUCUACGUCGUGCUGCGAGCUCGCAUCAGGAACCUGGGCUCGGAGGUCAGCCUCAUUGAAGACCUAAUGGAUCCGUGUGUCCAGCAUGGAGAGCAUGGAAUCAUGUUCACUACCCUUAAGGCCUGUUAUUACCAGAUCCAACAUGAGAAGAUCACAUAGUGAGACAUGAAUUGUCCUCAGUGAUGUUCAUCCUGCUGAGCCCACAACAGCUCUGGGAAGAGACAGGGUUGGUUAUAACAUACAGGAGCAGUGGCCUCUGUGAAAUGGAAAACCAUGUAAACAGAUCGUAGGCAGCGCCACCUGCUGCUGUGCUGAAGGAGCAAGAUCCUCUAUUCCACAUUGAUGCGCUCUUAUACUCAUAUCUCACGUCAUGUCAUGAAGGUACAUGAUUCUGUGCCGUCUUCCUGUUCAUUUCAUGUUUCAUUUUCUAAAUUGGUUGAAGUCAACGGACCUGACGUCUCCUCUGUUUGAUACCAGACCUCAUGUCCCACACGGAGUAGAAAGGUUUUUUUUUCCCCAUUCGGUUACUGUAAAUCCACAUGAAGAAUCAGGACUUGGACGCCACAGUUUUUCAUGUUUUGCACCUUUAAUCUGACCGAGCAGUUGUUCACUGCUGGUUCAUUCCGGUUUAGUGUUGCACGGGAUCCUGAGGUCCUAUUAAGGGACACUUCCUGUUGACAAGUUACCAAAAAGUACUUGAUCAGUUGACCUGAUGUGGGUAGUUUCUCUGAUUUGAGAAGAAUGGUUUAGUUUAUUGUGAAUAUAAAUGUCGUUGAUGUUUGAUUUCUACAUCACGCUGCCUACAGAGGAGCAGGUGACUGAUGAGUGCAGCUCACAGGAGUGGAUACUUUAAGCAGUUGUGUUCACCAGUCUUUGUCGUCCUCUGUUUAUUGUCUAAACCUAAAAAAUGUGACAAAAGGUGAUUUAUUUUUUUAAUGUAGCUCCUGAGAACUGACACACCUCCUGACAGAUGGAGUCGUUGCUGAGAAGUAUCCCCCAAACAGCACCACAUGCUGUAGAAGUAUAGAGACUUGUACUGUAGCUCCAAGUUUUUACAGUUAUGACACAUUUGUUGUUGUUUAGUUUCAGCCUUUUUACAUGUUAUGGCUCUCAAACUGACUAGUCCUGAGCUUUAUGGAUUAUUUAAGGAAAUUGGAAACAACCAAAGAUCUGUAAAGACUGAAAGAAAGUCUGUAUUGGAUUUUACAUUUUAACACUACAUCAAAACUCUGACAGUUCACACGGAACAGAUAUUCACUACAACUUGGUUCUGAAGAUUAUUUUCACUUGCAACUGUUUGAUUUCACAUUUUUCUAACACACACUUUUAUGGCUUCGUCCAUGAUGUUUUCCUGUCUUUCGACAAUCUGUUCCAGGUUUAUGUGUCUAUUAAUGUGUCUCAAAGAGGUGCUUCCAACCUUUGUUUGAAGUCAUGCUGAGACAUUGUUACCUUGGAGAAAAUCUCCAGUAAUGGUCAAAGUGUGAGGAGACAAUCAACAAGCUGAAACUCCCUGUGUCCUCAGAUCAGUGUUCUGUAAAAUCUUAAACCAUUGUAUCCUGAUGAAUGUUCUGCCACCGAAGGCUGCACUUAAAUAGUGUUUAUUGAAUCUUCACUUGUGAAGUAAAUAUCUCAGAAUGCCAGUAUUGUAAACUUUACUUUUGCAUCACGUUGCUCUUCUGUCUACAUGUGAGGUCUGUUCCUGCGGAGACCAACAUGUGCCUGAAUCUGGAAGCAGUGAAGCAAAAUUCUUCUCCCUCCAUGAGUAAUCAAAACAAUUUGUUUGUGUUAAUUAUUAGAAUCUGAUCUCUUCUACCUUUUGUUGUCGACGUGACCAACCAUUGAACCUCCUUCUAAUACAGAGAUGCUGCUGCUACUGCUCCACAGGGGGAAACAUCAGUGUUUUAUUUUUCACCCACUGAUGCAGAUGAGAAAAAUGUUUCGACUGUAACUGACUCUAGUCACAUGAACUCAUGUCGCUAACAUAUUAGCCGUAGCUAAUUUCCCUGCAGUCAUGUCAGAUUUAAGGUCGAAACUCUGUGACAACACUACAGUUUUCAUCUGUUUACAAUAAAAACUUUGUUUGUAUUGUUUGCCUAAAAAUAACUGACAUUUUGGGUGUGUGUGUGUGUGUGUUUCUGCUCACGGACAUGACGCACAUGUAUAUCUGAUACAUGGAGGUUAUUUGAUGAAGGGCAAUAAACUUUGAACUGCUGUUGAA
Messenger RNA from Cynoglossus semilaevis (tongue sole), 7553 nucleotides. It is a transcript of the gene als2b, whose product is annotated as alsin Rho guanine nucleotide exchange factor ALS2 b. Gene Ontology annotation, molecular function: small GTPase binding; guanyl-nucleotide exchange factor activity. Gene Ontology annotation, cellular component: intracellular membrane-bounded organelle; cytoplasm; dendrite. Lineage: Eukaryota; Metazoa; Chordata; Actinopteri; Pleuronectiformes; Cynoglossidae. The record is from RefSeq and is a predicted model, not a curated record. Bases 413 to 5494 code for a protein of 1693 amino acids. The transcript is spliced from 35 exons. Gene Ontology annotation, biological process: endosomal transport; regulation of GTPase activity.